AUGCAGCAGCAAACGGCGGCCUUCGCUGAAUGUUCCCGAUUCACAUGUGAGCACCUUCAUGACAUUUUUAGUUGCAUCAUGGAGGACGAGCCGAACCCAAGGCUCACGCUGUACCAGCUCCUCCAACGCCUGGUCGGACGACCGCUCACAACUCAUGAUAUCGUCAUCACACACCAGACGUGGCAAGUCGGCAUCCAAGCAACGGUGACCCUGGUGUGCGCCGAGGGCAAGGAAGCCGCCAGUGAGCUGUGCCCCACGGCAAAGGAAGCCGAAGAAAAUGCUUGCCUUCAGGCACUCUUGAUUUACGGGGAUGAGAUACGCGAGCUCAUCGCCAAGCAGCCAGCACCGCCUCCACCGGGCAAGCGGAAAGGUACGCUGGUUUUGCCUCCGAACAAGCGUCAGGCGCUUGCGGAACCUUUGCGACCGCCUGCAAAGCUGUUAGUGGCCACGCCGAAGCCUGUUGCCCGACCUGCUGAUCCUGUGGAGCGGAAUGAGGAGAAUGGCGUAGCUGACGAGGCAGAUGUGCAUCAGACAGAUCCUCCUGAAGAAGAUGCUCCCGCUGAAGAAGCUGGUGCUCGCGAUGGCUUCACUGAGGAGGAGGUCUCAGCAUUGUCGGAAGCAACCGCGAAGUCGAAACCGCAACCUCCUGCAGGAGCUGCGCUCAUCCGGCUACCAGGGACGAGCCCACAGCCAGCAACGGACGUGUUCCGUGCCAUGCCCAAGCAGGACUUGAAUGCCCUUUGUGGCAAGAUCGCCAGAAAGGUGAUGAACAAAGGCGAAGUGGCUUACACCACACUGCAAGUAGUUGGCGGAUACCAGAGCACCGUCACGUUGAAGUGCUUUGACGGAGACUGGGCCGAUGCGGCUUUCGUUGGCCAAGUGCACCCGCAGAAGGUCGGUGCCGAGCAUUCGGCGGCCUCAGUCGCUUUGGCAGAGCUGUGUGCUGACGAGCAAAUGGUUUCCAGGGCGAAUGCCAAGCGAGAGAAGCCUCGGCCUGUAGGCAGAGGAAAAGGAUGGCAAAAUCAAGUUGUGGUCCCCAGAAGAGUGAGUCAGGUCCCGGCGGCGUUUCAAGUCGGCAGUGCCUUCAUCUGA
Molecule: messenger RNA, 1092 nt
Organism: Symbiodinium necroappetens
Lineage: Eukaryota; Dinophyceae; Suessiales; Symbiodiniaceae
Source: the annotation of a GenBank genome assembly